GUUGAACUAAACCUUUCACACAUAUUCAACCACCAUACCUUCCACCCCAACCACCACCUCACUCCCUCUUUAUUACAAACCCCCCAAAAACAAACUCAUGGCCUCCACAGACUUCACUUUCCCCGCCACCGCCGAUUCCUCCCCCGACUCCCCGCCUCUGUGGCGUCGCUCCGCCACCGCCCCUCGCCUUGAGGGGGGCGAAGAAGAGGGGUUCAACUUGCCGUCGUUUCAAGCGUUCAGAUUUUCAAAAGGCUCUAAGGAGAGAGAUGAAGAAGAAGAUGGAGAAGAGAAGAUGGACAUGUUGUGGGAGGAUUUGAAUGAAGACCGCUUUGUGAAAAAUGGGCAGAAUUCGGAUACUUCGCCGCCUAGGAGAGAAGUGAGGGUGAGCUGCGUCAGAGGUUUGAGGUUGUCCAAAGCAAAUGGGCACAUAAUCUCUGGGAAGAAAACAAGUAUUCUUGUAUUCAUCAAAGCUUUGAAGAAGGUGUUUCUCAUGCAUAAUUCGCAACGUGGGAUCAACAAGAAGCUAUCUUAGUAAUUUAAUCAAUCUUUUUUUAUGAUAUUAAUUGUUCUUGCUUGGUUUGAUCUUGAUUUAGAGACUUUAUUUAUUCUUUUGGUUUUGUUGUUGGAAGAGGGAAAGAAGAAAAUGAUUAAAAAGAAUUUUAUUUUUAUUAUUUCCAUUUCUCUUUUUGUAUUUUAUUGUAUUUUUAUCUAGUGUAUAAUAUGAUUAAUUUUAUUUUAAAGAUAAAUAGCCAAUCCUACUAUUUUGUUGGGA
Molecule: messenger RNA, 772 nt
Organism: Salvia hispanica
Lineage: Eukaryota; Viridiplantae; Streptophyta; Magnoliopsida; Lamiales; Lamiaceae
Source: RefSeq, a predicted model, not a curated record